Didymodactylos carnosus is the source of this 666-nucleotide messenger RNA. Lineage: Eukaryota; Metazoa; Rotifera; Eurotatoria; Philodinida; Philodinidae. The record is from the annotation of a GenBank genome assembly.
AUGGGUUUGUCUAGUUCAAAAAAUAAAAAUAAAUAUUUACUACGUCAAAAACCGUUUUUACCCGAUUCUGGUCGACGUUCACCAAGAAUAAGACCAUAUUCGAGAUCUAUUGGACCACAAAUCGAUUACAAUUAUUUAGAACAGCCAUCGUCAACUCAUAGAAAUGCACAGUCAUAUUAUUCAUAUAGUCAAAUACCAAUUAUUCCCUACUCUCAACUAGCUUAUCGUCAAACAGGAUGUCCAGUACCCAUUUAUCCAUCACCAAUGCUAACUGGACCAAUAGGUUCGGUACCAAUGUAUCCACAAUUAUUACCCCAAUCAUUUAUGCCCUACGGUACUCCGAUUACGCCUGUCCAAUCACCGUUUUCGAUGUAUCAACCAUUUUUACAAUCUCCCGCUCAGUCAUUUCCUCAAAUAAUACAACCACAACAACCACUAAUUUUUGGUAGAAGUCCAGUGAUGAUGAUGGCCCCGUCUGCAUUACCUUUUCAGUUUCCAUAUCAAUUUCAAGGACAAUCUUCACCUGUUAUUCAACCAAUGCCGGUCUACAAUCCAGUACCGCAACAGGCUCAACAACAACAACCACAGCAACAGUUCGUACCAAUAGUAACCGAUUGGACAGGUGGAGGGCAAAUUUCACCCGGUUUUCUUGGACCACCGCUUUAG